UUUGUAACUGCGAUAAACAUAUACUUUUAAAUACUAUAUUUACAAUAACAAUUCGCUAGUUGAUUCGCCGUCUCGUAUCUGCCAUUCACCACGCAACGCGACAACACCUGACAUGCAGCAGCAAGUGGCAACCUUUUGUUGCGGCGAAAACGGCGAAUAAGUCACAAGACCAGUCAGCUGAAUUUCGAUAUUUUUGCUAAAAACUAUUUUGUGUGCAAACUGCGCGCAACAUUCGAACAUAGCAAACAGCAAAUAAACAGCCAGCAAAAUGACUACAGCACUUUAUUUGCCCGAGGAAAACAUUGAUAUGAUUGCUGCCACUUCGGUGUUGCAGCAACAAGCAGCCGAUAUUCGCACGCGCACCAUCAACUGGGCAUCGUACAUGCAAUCCCAGAUGAUCAGCCAAGAGGAUUAUCAAGCGAUUAGUGCAUUGGAUAAAUCACGUGCCGCCUAUUUGACUCAGAACUCCACACAGGUGGUGAAGACCCUGUUGAAUCUGGUGUCGCAUCUGUCCAAGGACUCGACCAUUCAGUAUAUUCUUGUCCUGCUCGACGAUCUGCUGCAGGAGGAUCGCUCCCGUGUCGAUCUCUUUCACGAAACCUCUGGCAAGCUGAAGCAAUGCGUCUGGGGACCAUUCUUGAAUCUGUUGAACCGUCAGGAUGGCUUCAUUGUCAACAUGUCGUCGCGUAUUUUAGCCAAGUUCGCCUGCUGGGGCCAUGAGACGAUGCCCAAGUCGGAUCUGAACUUCUACUUGCAGUUCCUUAAGGAUCAGUUGGCCACCAAUAGCACUGCCUAUUUGCAAGAGAUGGCCCAGCUGGCCAAGCGGGCGCAAACGAUCAUUGUGCACUCGCAUGGGCAGCAUGGUAAAGAUCAUCACGGCAACCAGUACAGUCCCAGCGUGGCGAUGUUGCAGCAACGCCACGAUCUGGCCAAUGAAACCUACCGUGACUUUGGCAACUCCUCGUCCGAUCAGCAGCAGGAUGGCAAAUGUGUUAUACCGAACAACGAAUACAUUCAAUCGGUGGCACGUUGCCUGCAGAUGAUGCUGCGUGUGGAUGAAUAUCGCUUUGCGUUCGUCAGCGUCGAUGGCAUUAGUACGUUGAUCCGCAUUCUGUCGACUCGCGUCAACUUCCAGGUGCAAUAUCAGCUCAUCUUCUGCCUGUGGGUGCUCACCUUCAAUCCCUUGUUGGCCGCCAAGAUGAACAAGUUCAGUGUUAUCCCCAUUUUGGCCGAUAUCCUGAGCGAUUGUGCCAAGGAGAAGGUGACACGCAUCAUUCUGGCCGUGUUCCGCAAUCUGAUCGAGAAGCCCGAAGACUCUUCGGUGGCCAAGGAUCAUUGCAUUGCCAUGGUCCAGUGCAAGGUGUUGAAGCAGCUGUCAAUUUUGGAGCAGCGUCGCUUUGACGACGAGGACAUCACCGCUGAUGUCGAGUACUUGAGCGAGAAGCUGCAGAACUCUGUGCAGGAUCUCAGCUCGUUCGAUGAAUAUGCCACCGAGGUGCGCAGCGGACGUCUCGAAUGGUCGCCGGUGCACAAAUCGGCCAAGUUCUGGCGUGAGAAUGCUCAGCGUUUGAAUGAGAAGAACUACGAGCUGUUGCGCAUUCUGGUGCAUCUGCUGGAGACCUCAAAGGAUGCGAUCAUUCUGUCUGUUGCCUGCUUUGAUAUCGGAGAGUAUGUCCGUCAUUAUCCCCGCGGCAAGCACGUUUUGGAGCAAUUGGGUGGCAAACAGAUUGUCAUGCAGCACUUGGGUCAUGAGGAUCCCAAUGUGCGUUACGAGGCUCUGCUCGCUGUCCAGAAGCUGAUGGUACACAACUGGGAAUAUCUCGGCAAACAGCUGGAGAAGGAGAACGAGACCCAAAAACAAGGAGCUGCACCGAUUGCUGGCAAGGCUUAAGUCCUUCAAAGGCUGUACCGCCCCUCGCCCCCAAAAACAAAAAAAACACCGCACAGCUACCAUGUACAACCGUUAGCCAAGGUCGCCAGCCGCCUGAAAAACUUAACACUAACAAUAAAAAGUUGCGGGGACGUGUCAUUAUCGUUAGUUCCGUUUCUGCCUACUCCCCCCGUCUCCUUCCACGCCCAUUUA
Molecule: messenger RNA, 2083 nt
Organism: Drosophila albomicans
Lineage: Eukaryota; Metazoa; Arthropoda; Insecta; Diptera; Drosophilidae
Gene: VhaSFD
Product: V-type proton ATPase subunit H
Exons: 8
Coding region: 269-1891 (540 amino acids)
Biological process (GO): proton transmembrane transport
Cellular component (GO): vacuolar proton-transporting V-type ATPase, V1 domain; lysosomal membrane
Molecular function (GO): proton-transporting ATPase activity, rotational mechanism
Source: RefSeq, a predicted model, not a curated record